CUUUAAACACUCUAGUUCUUCAUGAGUCCUGACAAGAGAAGGAGGGUUUAUUAUUUUUAUUUACAAAGAAUAAAAAAUGGUAACCAUUCUAGGAUUUAAUGAUGUGAUCUGGCUCUUGGUUUUGUACUUUGUAUUUUAUGCUGCUUUACCAAACAUACAGGGAUCAGACGCAGGGUACACAGAGGAAAACGAACAGACAAUCUACCGCUGCAACUUGCAUGGGACUGUGAAGAAGCCAUCUUCAGUGGUUUUAAACUGGAAAGUAGAUCUGGAAAAUAUGGAGAUGACUUGGGACCCUAAUGUCACAAUGGAAGAAUGUUCUGUUGAUACUCCUCCCAAUAAGUGUGACUAUGGUAAACCAACAGAAACAGUGUGUUAUUUUGACAAUGUGCAACUUCAUGAGGGGGCUACAUUCAUAGCCAAAAUACACUAUCUGAAUCAGACUCUUUCAGAUAGCAUCUACUUCUCCCCUGAAGAAACAGAUGGAACAUCAGCUGAAAAUUUCUCUUGCGUGCUUUACAAUGUUUCUUCUGUGAACUGCACUUGGAAUGUUGGCAGAAAUGCUCCAGAAGAUGUCCAGUAUUUUCUUUUCAUGAAGUACUUUGGCAAAGACAGGAAACAAAAGAGAGAGUGUCUACAUUACAUAAAUAAUGUCCUCGGACAACAUAUCGCAUGCCACAUUCCCACAUUUGAAUUUGAUAAAGAUAAAUACUACAUCUAUGUGAAUGGAUCAAGCAAAAAAUCACAGAUUCAGUAUUAUGAUGUGCUUCUCAAGCUAUGCCACCAUGAAAGGCUAGGCCCUCCACAAACUAUCACUAAAAAUUGCUCUAAGCUGACAUCGAAGUGUAUAAUACAAUGGAUACCUCCUCUCAACAAUGAGAACUGCUGCUGCCUUCAUUAUGAUAUAAAGGAUGAAAGAAAAGAGACCCCUGAUAUUAUAUUUGAGAAUUACAUAAACAUUGAUAUGGCUGAAAGACGUAUUGUGAGGAUCCGUUCAGUUAAAGAUUUGAACGAUUAUAUAGUCUAUGGUGAAUGGAGUGAACCAAUUAUAUUAGACCUCCCAAACCAACCAAUUCCGUUACAAACAAUUACUUUAAUACUUCUAGCAGUUGGAACCAUCUCAAUGAUCUUGAUCCUGGUUUUUCUCUGUAAAAGAUACCGUACAUGGCAUAAACUAAUUGCUCCAGUUCCACAACCAAAGGACCUUUUUCAUCAAUACAGCAAGAAUAUGGAGAAAGAAUUGGUGGACCCAAUACCAACAGCACAUGAGCCUGAUGAAAAAAUAACAGUAAUUGAAGAAGUUACUGAUGGCUUUAAAAAAUAAAGAUACUUCUCUAGACAGCA
This is a messenger RNA of Heteronotia binoei (common prickly gecko), 1344 nucleotides long. Its product is annotated as granulocyte-macrophage colony-stimulating factor receptor subunit alpha-like. The transcript is spliced from 12 exons. NCBI's taxonomy places the organism in Eukaryota, Metazoa, Chordata, Lepidosauria, Squamata, Gekkonidae. Gene Ontology annotation, cellular component: external side of plasma membrane; membrane. Gene Ontology annotation, biological process: immunoglobulin mediated immune response; cytokine-mediated signaling pathway. Gene Ontology annotation, molecular function: cytokine receptor activity; protein binding. The coding region runs from base 77 to 1324 and encodes 415 amino acids. The record is from RefSeq and is a predicted model, not a curated record.